AUCCGUGUGGAUGGGAUCUCGGCGCCGGCCCAGAAUGCUCUGCUGUACGAGACGGUGACGGUGGUGGAGGGGAAACCGAUCCUGAGAGACAUGGUGUUCAGUCCAGACCAUCAGUACAUCUACCUGCUGAGCGACAGACAGUUAACCAUCCGGGUGCAGAACGUCCCGGCUCUGUCCGGUGGCGUCUCCUGUGUGUUUGAGGACCUGAGUGAAAGCCCUGGCGAGGUGCAGGCUAAAGGUCAGGUGAUGUGUUUGUCUCCUUCACUGAGGGACCUGCCGUCACACACACACACAUACGGUGAGAAACGUGUGGUUCAGCUCAGUCUUCGCUCCACAGAGACGGGACAUCAGUUCAUCACCACCAGCUUCGUCUACUACAACUGCUCUGUGCUCAACUCGUGCACUUCCUGUGUCAGCAGCAUGUUUCCAUGUCAUUGGUGUAAAUAUCGUCACAUCUGCACCAACAACCUGCAGGACUGUUCUUUCCAGGAGGGACGAGUCAGCAACAUGGAGGGCUGUCCUCAGAUCCUCCCCACCUCUGACAUCCUGGUUCCAGCCGGGAUGGUUCGUCCAAUCACGCUGCGAGCUCGUAACCUCCCUCAGCCGCAGUCGGGUCAGAAGAACUACGAGUGCGUGUUCAACAUCCAGGGCAAAGUUCAGCGAAUCCCCGCCGUCCGCUUCAACUCUUCCUGCAUCCAGUGUCAGAACACUUCG
Molecule: messenger RNA, 714 nt
Organism: Paralichthys olivaceus (Japanese flounder)
Lineage: Eukaryota; Metazoa; Chordata; Actinopteri; Pleuronectiformes; Paralichthyidae
Source: RefSeq, a predicted model, not a curated record